Molecule: messenger RNA, 928 nt
Organism: Helianthus annuus (common sunflower)
Lineage: Eukaryota; Viridiplantae; Streptophyta; Magnoliopsida; Asterales; Asteraceae
Product: NEDD8-conjugating enzyme Ubc12
Exons: 6
Coding region: 117-668 (183 amino acids)
Source: RefSeq, a predicted model, not a curated record
CUUUUCACAAACUAAACUCUUCUUCAGUUCUCUUUUCUAGAUUCUCUCACCACCCUCUCGAUAAACAUUCUUCACGCGAAACCUGUUUCUUUGCGACAUUUCGUCGAACAGUGAAAAUGAUAAGAUUGUUCAAAAUAAAGGAGAAGCAACAGGAACUUUCUGCAAAUUCCAACGGGAAGCCUCCUGGCAAAACUCAAAGUGCAGGGGAGCUGCGUCUUCAAAAAGAUAUAAGCGAGUUAAACCUACCCAAUGCAUGUAGCAUAUCAUUCCCAAAUGGACAAGAUGACCUCAUGAACUUUGAGGUAACCAUUCGGCCUGACGAGGGAUACUACUCAGGUGGCAUGUUUACGUUCACGUUCCAGAUUUCCUCCGUCUAUCCUCAUGAUGCACCAAAGGUCAAAUGCAAAGCAAAGGUUUACCAUCCUAACAUCGACUUGGACGGAAAUGUGUGCCUUAACAUUCUUCGAGAAGACUGGAACCCGAUUCUAAACAUCAACACGAUAAUCUACGGAUUGUAUCAUUUGUUCACGGAACCAAAUCAUGAGGAUCCGUUGAAUGCAAAGGCCGCUAAGGUGUUGCGAGACAAUCCUAAGUUGUUCGCGUUCAAUGUAAAGAGAACAAUGGCUGGCGGGUAUAUGGGCCAGACCUUAUUCACCCGCUGUAGAUAGUUCUAAGAUGGUUUCAGAUUCAUCUGGGAAAAUAGUUUGAAAUCUGUAAAAAAGUUGGAUCUUUUUUUCUUUAAAGAUCUUUUUGAUAAAUGAGUCGCAGAAGGUUGGGUAAACUCUUUGAGGAUUAGCAUUCUGCAAGUGAAAUAUAUGUAGUCAUGCAUAUAGGUGUGUAUAGCUUUUGUAUAAAGUGAUGUAUAUGGAUGUUAUCAUGUAAGAUUGUUUGGUUUCGAGUAAAGAAUUGUGACCGAUGAUUGAUUGUA